AACAGUGUCUCUGGCAUAUAUAUAAAAAAAACAUGGCUGCGCAUUAUUUGUAAUCAUGUAGUGCGAACAAGAAUAUCAAACAAAUAGAUUUUAUUAUAUUUUCAUAAAGAUUCCCUGUUAUGGACGACACAUUCCAAAGAACAAAUAAAUUUAAUCAAAUUUGUGUAAAUCAGUGAUUAAAUAAUUUAAAAUUAUGCCCUCAAAACAUGGGCGUAGUUUAUCACACGAAGAUUUAAGAAGUGCACAGGACUGUGAGAAGGAAUUUCUUUUGGAAUACGACAGCGACAUGGAAGAGGAAACAGUACACGUCCAUAGAAGCUCGGCCAGUGGUGAAGUUCAUGUGGAUGGGAAAAUUUCAAGUGUGAAAAUACAAAUAAAAGAGGUGACUGAUACGAUGCGUGAUAAUGUACAAAAAGUAAUGGAAAGAGGAGAAAGAAUGGAAGAUUUACAAGCAGCGAGUGAUCGAUUAAAUAUGGUGGGAACUGAAUUUAGAGAUGCUGCAAAAAAGGCUCAACGUCGUGCAUGGAUGCAAAAUAUUAAAUCCCGAAUAAUUGUCUUUGCCAUUACAUUGACAGUUAUUCUUUGUAUUAUAGUUUUAGACAUCGUCGUGCUUUACCUCGUCCUGAGAUAGCAGAAAGUUUUAUAAGGAACCAAGUGCCUAUCAUCAUAAAGUAUUCCUGACCAAAUUGGUCUCGAUGUUCACCAGAUUUACCAAUUUUUACCUCUAAAUGUAAUAUAUAUUGUUUAUUAUUUCUUUUACAUAACAAGGCUGCUUAACUCUAUAUUAUAUAAAUAAAUAUAUAUAUAUAUAUGUAUAUUAUAUUUGAAACUCUUUAUAAAUAUACACAAGUUUUCAUGAAAA
Leptopilina boulardi is the source of this 862-nucleotide messenger RNA. RefSeq lists its product as uncharacterized. The record is from RefSeq and is a predicted model, not a curated record. The coding region runs from base 194 to 631 and encodes 145 amino acids. The transcript has 6 exons. Gene Ontology annotation, cellular component: membrane. NCBI's taxonomy places the organism in Eukaryota, Metazoa, Arthropoda, Insecta, Hymenoptera, Figitidae. Gene Ontology annotation, biological process: vesicle-mediated transport; Golgi ribbon formation.